AUGGCAUUAUAUACGAUAACUUACAUUUCAAAUAUCCCAACCUUUGGUCUUGUCACAAACGCUGAGGUUAUCUCAUCGCUCACUGACACUGAUGCCGAAAAGUUGACGGUAUCAUAUGUUCGUGAGGUCCAUGCCGGUCUGUACCAGUAUCUGAAGGAACGUGGGCUUCAAGGUGUUCCUAUUGCCCGUUUGACACAACCUGGGGUGCAUUUUGGCCUCGAUAUCUUUGGCACUUAUUACCAGUUUAUUUUGGCCAGCUUGGCCUCAACCUCUAGUUUCGACCCAUAUCAAGCGGGCAUAAGGCUAACAUAUCAGACCGCUUCUACCAACCAGAUGUUCAUAUCCGGGCUCGCCACCUUCAACCAAUUGAAAGCUCUUCGUGCCACUGCGAUUGUAGUCCAAAGGCCGAACACAUCAUAUAUCUGCGAAGGAUCGAAUUCUAGUCAGCUCCGGCCGCACUUCGAGAGCAAGAAAGCAAAGCUGCAUCCUCAAACAGCGACUUUGGGUGCUGGCACGCGUACUUCUCGUCCAGCACCACCGCGAGAUCUAUCAGCUCUAUAA
Messenger RNA from Lobosporangium transversale, 561 nucleotides. RefSeq lists its product as hypothetical. The record is from RefSeq and is a predicted model, not a curated record. Lineage: Eukaryota; Fungi; Mortierellomycota; Mortierellomycetes; Mortierellales; Mortierellaceae. The coding region runs from base 1 to 561 and encodes 186 amino acids. The transcript has 4 exons.